Molecule: messenger RNA, 2823 nt
Organism: Bombus terrestris (buff-tailed bumblebee)
Lineage: Eukaryota; Metazoa; Arthropoda; Insecta; Hymenoptera; Apidae
Gene: Gdi
Product: rab GDP dissociation inhibitor beta
Exons: 5
Coding region: 215-1543 (442 amino acids)
Biological process (GO): vesicle-mediated transport; small GTPase-mediated signal transduction; protein transport
Cellular component (GO): cytoplasm
Molecular function (GO): Rab GDP-dissociation inhibitor activity
Source: RefSeq, a predicted model, not a curated record
UCAGUAACACCACCACUACCGACGUUCUACCAGCAACUCCGUCAUCAGUUACGAGCGAAAGAACGAGGUCUUCCGUUCCGGCAUAAUAGUCGUGCAGGUUGGCAGACGCGCGGCCGUGUGCUAUCGUUUUUCCGACUUUUGUAGCAUUCCUAAGAAAGAUUCACGAGAACCCCGCGUUCAGUGCUGUGAUCAAUUUCUCUGCAUUUUGAGCAACAUGAAUGAAGAAUACGACGCGAUCGUGUUGGGCACCGGACUCAAGGAAUGCAUACUUUCGGGUAUGCUAUCGGUCAGUGGGAAGAAAGUGCUCCAUGUAGAUCGAAAUAAAUAUUACGGCGGUGAAUCUGCCUCGAUUACGCCUCUGGAUGAUCUAUUCGCGAAAUUCAAAGCCCCACCGCCGGAUGAAGCUUAUGGUCGUGGUCGCGACUGGAACGUUGAUUUGAUUCCAAAGUUCCUGAUGGCAAAUGGAUUGUUGGUAAAACUUCUAAUUCACACAGGCGUGACGCGUUAUUUGGAAUUCAAGUGCGUUGAAGGAUCGUAUGUCUAUAAAUCCGGCAAGAUUUCGAAGGUGCCGAUAGAUCAACAAGAAGCACUGUCCAGUGAUUUAAUGGGCCUUUUCGAGAAAAGACGUUUUCGUAGUUUUCUUAUAUGGGUGCAGAACAUGCAAGAAGACGACCCCAGAACUUGGGACGGCUUCGAUCCAUUUAAUAAUAGCAUGAGCGCUUUGUACAAUAAAUUUAAUCUCGAUAAAAACACUCAGGAUUUCACAGGGCAUGCAUUAGCCCUUUAUAGAGACGACGAGUAUAUAAGCCAAAGCGCAAUUACUACUAUAAGAAGAAUUAAAUUGUACAGCGAUAGUUUAGCACGUUACGGAAAAUCACCAUAUCUGUAUCCUAUGUACGGCUUGGGUGAGCUUCCUCAAGGUUUCGCACGACUUAGCGCGAUUUAUGGUGGAACGUAUAUGUUGGACAAACCGAUCGACGAAAUCGUUAUAAAGGAUGGAAAGGUUGUUGGUGUACGUUCUGGCGAUGAAGUAGCCCAAUGCAAACAAGUAUUUUGUGAUCCCACAUAUGUACCUGAUCGUGUGAAAAAAGUGGGUCAGGUGAUAAGAUGCAUUUGUCUUUUAGACCAUCCUAUACCGAAUACAGCAGAUGCCUUGUCAACGCAAAUUAUUAUUCCUCAGAAACAAGUUAAUCGUAAUUCUGAUAUCUACGUAUCUCUAGUAUCACAUACCCAUCAAGUAGCGGCAAAAGGAUGGUUCAUAGCCAUGGUAUCUACUACAGUUGAAACGAAAAAUCCGGAGGCGGAAAUCAAACCUGGCUUGGAUUUAUUAGGACCAAUCAAACAAAAGUUCAUAUCAGUUUCUGAUUAUAUGGAACCAACAGACAACGGUCUGGACAGUCAGAUUUUUAUAUCAACCAGUUAUGAUGCCACAACGCAUUUUGAAACUACUUGUUUAGAUGUUCUUGAUAUAUUUAAACGAGCUACCGGCGAGGAGUUCGAUUUUAACAAAGUAAAGCAAGACCUAGGCGAUGAAGAUCAGUAACCAUAAGAUAAUUACGGUUACUGGUCAGUUUUAAUACUAGUUCAUGCUGAAUUGAAAAAAGCAAGCAAGCAACAUAAUGUAAUGUGUGUAUACCGAUAACAUCGGUGUUUACCGAAGUCUCAGAGCAGAUACAAUCUGCUAAUAGACUUAUGCCUAAUCCUAGAUUCUCUUUAAUAGAGAACUUUAAUGACAAACGCAAACGUUAUUCAAAAUUUAUUUUUCAAAUUUAUCCCAAUCUAAUUCUAUAAACUGCCCUUUUUACAUUAUGUCUAAAGUAUACGUGUACGACCAUUUUCACACACACAAAAAAAGAUUAAUAUUAGAAUAUUUGUCGUCUGCAUAUUCGUCGAUAAAUUUUGAACAAUUACAAAAUGCAAUUUAUUAUACGGUUUGUGUACCCAUGUAUUCGUCACUGACAUGAGAUUUGAAUUAAAUAUGACAGUGCCGAUUAUCGUGACUUUAUAAUUGUAUCAUAUUUUAACUAUCAAAUUAAAACAUAAGGAUAACUGUUUAUUGAGAUUGUAAAUGUUACAGAAUCCUAUAGUUAUAUUGCUAAUUACAGUAGUCAAAAAGUCAUGAGGUACAAUAUAGAAGUAAUUUAAAAAAAUGAAUCCUACACGCAAUUAUAUAAAUAGCAUGUCGCUGUAUAGCAUUAGAAAAUAUGUCAUAAUUCUGCACAUUUAGUUAUGAUAUUAAUUCAAAUUCCAAACAUAUACAUUAAAAAAUACGAAGUUCAUACAUAUAAAUUGAAGCACUUUCAAAAACUAAUUGCCUGUAACAGAAAAGAUUGUAGAAAAUUUAUGUCAAAAUAUUGAAAGCAGAAAAAAGCGGCCAACCAUUUACAUAAAUUACAUAGAUAUAUAUAAAUCUCAAAUACGUAAGAGUGAGAAUAUAGAAAAAAUGUGGAAUCGUUGAGAUAUUGUUAUUUUAUGUGAGCUUAAGAAUUGGAAUAUUUCUUUGUCCAAUAUUUAUAAGGUCAUCAUUAUUGAUAGAGAAACAUCUAAAAGAGACAAGUAUGCACAGACGUACAUCGUUUUUGAAAUUACAAUACGUGUGCACUUUCGUAUGCGUGAAUGUUUUGUUGAUGAGUGAUUGGCUAUUUCUCAGAAUUUUUUAUUUCGCUUGCAUUUUGCUUCAAACUGUAAGCGCAUCGCGAAUUCGUAUUACAUAUGAAAUUCAUUGAACAAAGGUACGUGAUUCCCUAUUACUUUAUCUAAAACGUUAUUCACGUAACUGUAAUGACAGUCAUAAAAAAAAUAAAUCAUACUAUAUUAAUUUCA